AUAAAAUCCACUGAAGAAGACGGACAGUAGGGCAGAGGUAGAGGUAGAAGUAAAGCUCAGAAUCUGAUGUCAUGGCUUUCCUGUGCAGAAACGCUGCUUUGCUCCUGAAGCCUUGCAGAGCAGCGCCAGCCCUCCUGUCUGCCGGCCGCCUCUACAGCUCAGGCGGUCAGUAUGAGUUCAUCAUCGUGGAAAAGCGAGGUGAGAAGAACAACGUGGGGUUCAUUCAGCUGAACAGGCCCAAAGCUCUCAACGCUCUGUGUGACGGUCUGAUGAAAGAGGUGGGACACGCGCUGGACGAUUUUGAAGUGGAUGCAGGCGUCGGAGCCAUCGUCAUCACCGGCAGUGACCGAGCCUUCGCUGCUGGAGCUGACAUUAAAGAGAUGCAGAAUCGGACGUUCCAAGAAUGUUAUGGUGGGAACUUUUUGGCACACUGGAACAGAGUGUCGACAGUGAAGAAGCCUGUGAUUGCAGCCGUCAACGGAUUUGCUCUGGGUGGAGGCUGUGAGCUGGCCAUGAUGUGUGACAUCAUCUAUGCUGGAGAGAAAGCACAGUUUGGUCAACCAGAAAUCCUACUCGGAACCAUUCCAGGGGCUGGCGGCACCCAAAGACUGACGCGUGCAGUGGGCAAGUCCCUGGCGAUGGAGUUGGUGCUGACAGGAGACAAAAUUAAUGCCCAAGAAGCCAAACAGUCAGGUUUGGUGAGUAAAGUUUAUCCUGUGGACCAGCUGGUGUCUGAGGCCGUUAAAUGUGGGGAGAAGAUUGCUUCCAACUCGAAGCUCGUUUCUGCAAUGGCUAAGGAAGCUGUCAAUGCAGCAUUUGAGCUGACGUUAGCAGAAGGAACUCGACUGGAAAAGCGGUUGUUCCACGCUACCUUUGCUACAGAUGAUCGCAAAGAAGGCAUGACCGCCUUUGUGGAGAAGAGAAAAGCCAGUUUUCAGGACAAGUAGAUCAGGAGUUUGAUGACAAACACUGAUGUCGAUUCCCGGUUUGAUUUCUUGAAUGAUGUGGAGAUUUGACACUAAAUUAGUGCAAAGCUGUUAUCUUCUUCUACACAAGAGCUUCCCCCUCUGGGGCUCUUUGUCACAGCAAAUGUAGUCUGAGUGAAGAACAUCUGUCAAGGACCAUGAUUUGAUAACCAUAUUUCAACCUGUGUGUUACAGGAAUGAUCUGCCUUGAUACAUUUUGCGAAGUUUUUCGAUGUGUAAAUGUUUGUAGUUUUGUUUUCUGCAAUCAUUUUACUAAUAAAGCUACAGUAAUUCACUGUCUCAUG
This is a messenger RNA of Oryzias melastigma (Indian medaka), 1270 nucleotides long. RefSeq names its product enoyl CoA hydratase, short chain, 1, mitochondrial (gene echs1). Gene Ontology annotation, biological process: fatty acid beta-oxidation. Gene Ontology annotation, molecular function: enoyl-CoA hydratase activity. The transcript has 8 exons. The record is from RefSeq and is a predicted model, not a curated record. Lineage: Eukaryota; Metazoa; Chordata; Actinopteri; Beloniformes; Adrianichthyidae. Gene Ontology annotation, cellular component: mitochondrion. The coding region runs from base 72 to 947 and encodes 291 amino acids.